Molecule: messenger RNA, 1243 nt
Organism: Neodiprion fabricii
Lineage: Eukaryota; Metazoa; Arthropoda; Insecta; Hymenoptera; Diprionidae
Product: aldo-keto reductase family 1 member A1
Exons: 4
Coding region: 148-1116 (322 amino acids)
Cellular component (GO): cytosol
Molecular function (GO): aldose reductase (NADPH) activity
Source: RefSeq, a predicted model, not a curated record
AAAAAAAAUCCGUUAUGUGCGGCCAUUUUGAAUGGUAGUAAUGGUGGGGAACUUGAAAAAUAUUUCUCUACUGCCUCGAGGACCACAGAUAACUGUACAUCAAUUAGUCCCAAAUAUACGAUCGAGCAAGUAACACGUUACACAGCCAUGGCCUCUAAGAUGACCUUAACAUUGCCAACUGGGCAAGUUAUGCCAGCUUUGGGAUUUGGAACUUGGCAAGCGACAGAUGCUGAGCUAGAGGCUGCACUAAAUACAGCUUUGGAAGCAGGCUAUAGGCACAUAGAUACAGCACCAGUAUAUGAAAAUGAACAUGUAAUUGGUAAGGUACUUCACAAGUGGCUUAGCUCUGGAAAACUGAAGAGGGAAGAACUGUUUGUUGUAUCCAAGGUUCCCCCUGUCGGAAAUCGACCUUCAGGAGUAGAGAAAUGGAUUAAAAGAUCUCUGAAAGAUUUGCAAUUGGACUACUUGGAUCUUUACUUGAUACACACACCGUUUAGUCUGGAGGAAGUAAACGAAGAUUUACAUCCAGUAGACAAGAAUGGCGAAAUUAAACUUGACAAAAGCACAGAUCAUUUGAAAAUAUGGUUAGAAAUGGAGAAACAAGUUGAGGCUGGUCGCGCAAAAGCAAUCGGUCUUUCAAAUUUCAAUAUAAAGCAGAUAACGAAAGUAAUGUCAGCAUCAAAAUUACCAAUCUCUAACUUGCAGAUAGAACUGCAUGUUUACUUCCAACAAAAAGAAUUGGUUGAUUUCUGCAAAAAAAAUGGAAUCACAGUGACGGCAUAUUCCCCGCUGGGAUCGAGAGGAUUGGUCAAACUAAUGGGCAAGGUAGAUUCUCUGCCCGAUCUGUUAUCGAACCCGGUAGUUGUAAAAAUAGGGGAACGAAGAACAAAGACACCGGCUCAGAUUUUGCUUAGAUACACACUUCAGAGAGGAAUAGCUGCUAUUCCAAAGAGUACCAACCCAGACAGGCUCAGAAAAAAUAUUGAUUUAUUUGAUUGGGAACUUGCGCCUGAAGAUAUGAACGAACUAAACGCAUUGGAUCAGGGAGCAUCGGCCCGGGUUUGCGACUUCGGGUUUUUUAAGGGUAUUGAAAAACACCCAGAGUUUCCAUUUUAAACAUGUAAAGCUCAUUUAAGGGCUAUAACACAUCUAUGCACUUUAAAUUGUAGGUUUAUUCACGUAUGAAUAUUGAAUUCACUGUGAUGGUAAAGGAUAUUGAAAUAAAACACUAAAUUUGUCAAAA